CCAAAUUCGAGAGGCCCGCUCUCUCGUCCUCAUGGUCCAAGUGUCCAACAAAACCCACGCCCCCUUUCUGUGUCCCGAUCCUCUCCUCCUCCUCCUCCUCCUCGUCGCCUCCUCUUUCCUCGCUCCCUUUCUCGCCGCCGAACCCUCGUUUCAGAAGUCCUAAAGCCGCAUGCCAAAACCCUAACCACAGAGUAGCGCAGAUCUGGUCCCGUCCCGGAGUCGAGGAUACCGCGGUUACCCCGCCGGCCGGAUCCCGUUGAUGUGACGGAGUCCGAGCACUGCCGCGCCCUAGAUGAACUUGUGGACCGACGACAACGCCUUUAUGAUGGAGGCCUUCAUGACCACCACCACCGACCUCCAGGGCUUCCCCUGGGCGCCGCCUCCCGCCGCCGCGGCGGCUGGAGGGGGUCGAGUGCCAUCCUCCCAGUCAGCCGUCACGUCAUCCGCGCCAGCGGCACAGCCGGCGUAUUUUAACCAGGAGACGCUCCAGCAGCGGCUCCUGACACUGAUCGAGGGCGCGAGGGAGACCUGGACCUACGCCAUCUUCUGGCAAUCAUCGGUGGACGUGGCGUCCGGCGCUUCGCUGCUCGGCUGGGGCGACGGCUUCUACAAAGGAUGCGAGGAGGACAAGCGGAAGCAGAAGGCUGCCGCCUCCAGGGAGGAACAGGAGCACCGGAAGCGGGUGCUCAGGGAGCUUAACUCCCUCAUCUCCGGUGGCGCCGGCGUGUCCUCGCCCGACGAGGCCGUGGAGGAGGAGGUCACCGACACGGAGUGGUUUUUUCUGGUGUCCAUGGCGCAGUCGUUUGGCGUCGGCGACGGCCUCCCUGGCCAGGCCCUCUUCGCCGAAGCUCCGACCUGGAUCGCCGGCGCGGACCGGCUAGCGAUGGCGCCCUGCGAGCGGGCGAGGCAGGCGCAGUUGUUCGGCCUCCAGACCAUGGUCUGCGUCCCGGUGGGGAGCGGCGUGCUGGAACUCGGAUCCACGGAUCUCAUCUACCAGAGCUCCGAGCUCAUGAACAAGAUCAGGGUCCUUUUCAACUUCCACAGCCUCGAGAUCCCCUCCGGAUCCUGGCUCCCGCCGCCUGUGGCGACGCCGGCCGUGGCCGACCAGGAUGAGACCGAUCCGUCGGUGCUCUGGCUUGCAGAUCCAUCCAUGGUCGAGAUCAAGGACUCCGUCUCCCCUGGCCCCGCCACGGCUGAGAUCUCCGUCACCAAAUCCCCCAUCCAGUUGGACAAUCGUAGCUCCAGUACCAUUACGGAAAGCCCUAGCUCGAUUCAGAUGCAACAGCGCCACAACCAGCAGAAGCAUCAAAAUCAGAACAGCAACGGCACUAGCAACUUCCAGACCCAAUCACUCUGCACCAGAGGGUUUACUUUCUCCGAGUUCGCGAUGAACGGCUCUGCCCCUCCCCCAUCCUUAAAGCCGGAAAGUGGAGAGAUUCUAAAUUUUGGCAAUAGCGAGAGGAAUUCCUCUCCGGCCCCCGGUAGCGGCCUCCUGUCCCACCAGCAGACCGCCGCCACCGGUGACAAGAAUAACAAGCGAUCGACAGGGGCCACAUCGAGAGGAAGUAGCGACGAGGGGAUGCUGUCCUUCUCCUCGGCCCCCGCCCGUCCCUCGUCCGCCGGUCAGGCGAAAUCCGUCGGAGGGAUCCCCGGCGGGGGCGACUCGGACCACUCGGAUCUCGAGGCGUCGGUGCGGGAGGUGGAGAGCGGCCUGGUGGUCGAGCCGGAGAAGCGGCCCAGGAAGCGCGGCCGGAAGCCAGCCAACGGCCGGUUGGAGCCGCUCAAUCACGUGGAGGCCGAGCGACAGCGUCGGGAGAAGCUGAACCAGAGGUUCUACGCCCUCCGCGCCGUGGUGCCGAACGUGUCCAAGAUGGACAAGGCCUCCCUUCUAGGGGACGCUAUUUCCUACAUCAAGGAGCUUGCAACCAAGCAGGAAACCUUGGAGUCGGAGAAGGAGGGGCUUCAGGCCCAGAUCGAGAUCCUCAAGACAGCGCGCGAUUCCGAUUCCGCCCCUGCACGGCCAUCGCAGCAACCCGAUCCAGAUACGAGACUGAUGAAUGGUGGGCGGUGCCAUGGAGUGGAGAUUGAGGUAAAGACCCUGGGGCUGGAGGCGAUGAUCCGGGUGCAGUGCCAUAAGACGAAUCACCCGGCGGCGCGCCUGAUGGCGGCAUUGAAAGAGCUCGACCUCGACGUCUAUUAUGCCAUGGUGUCCGUCGUAAAGGAUCUCAUGAUCCAGCAGGCGACGGUGAAGAUGUCCGGUAGGGUGUACACCCAGGAGCAGCUCAGUGCUGCCCUCUUAGCCAGAUUGGCGGAGCCGCCGAGCAACAAUAGGUAAUUCUGGUUCCCCAAUUACCAUGGGUUCUUUUUUGCGAGGAUUCCUCGGCUCGGUGGCGCCGGGAGGAGUUUUUAGACCACGGCCUAGUUUGCAACUCCCUAUUCUGCUUAUAGUUUCUAUGAAUUUGCCGGUGCUCGGAGAGGAUGGAUGGCGAAGAUUGUUUGUUGUUGGACCCUAGAAUGCGUCUCUUUCCUCAAGUGGUUCAGUGAAUCUGUACAUAGGUAGUGCAUGCUUAGUGCGACGAGUCCGAUGUUUGAUCAAAUAACAAGCGAUAACGGUUGUUAAUGGCUUUUGACUCGCAAUGACUCCUUCCCCUUGUGAGCUUUUUUUGCUGCUACGAAUGUUUGCUGAUGGCUUGCUUGAA
Messenger RNA from Phoenix dactylifera (date palm), 2699 nucleotides. The record is from RefSeq and is a predicted model, not a curated record. NCBI's taxonomy places the organism in Eukaryota, Viridiplantae, Streptophyta, Magnoliopsida, Arecales, Arecaceae.